CAGACCCUGGAUGACCUGGACCAGCGGGUGAAGGAGGCCGGUUUGGAGAUCACCUUUCGGCAGAGCUUCUUCUCCGACCCCGCCGCGCCCGUGCGCAACCUCAAGCGCCAGGACGCCCGCAUCAUCGUAGGGCUCUUCUACGAGACGGAAGCACGCAAGGUCUUCUGCGAGGUCUACAAGGAGAAGCUGUACGGCAAGAAAUAUGUCUGGUUCCUGAUUGGCUGGUACGCCGACAACUGGUUCCGCAUCAAGGACCCGGCCAUCAACUGCACCGAGGCGGAGAUGGCCGAGGCGGUGGAAGGCCACGUCACCACCGAGAUCGUGAUGCUCAACCCCGAGAACACCCGCAGCAUCUCCAACAUGACAUCCCAGGAGUUCAUUGAGAAGCUGCAGAAGAGGUUGGGCAAGAACCCUGAGGAGACGGGCGGCUUCCAGGAGGCUCCAUUGGCCUACGACGCCAUCUGGGCACUGGCCUUGGCCCUCAACAAGACCUCGGCGGAGCUGGUCAAGAAGGGGUUGCGCCUGGAGGACUUCAACUACAACAACAAGAACAUCACCGACGAGAUCUACCGCGCUCUCAACUCCUCCGCCUUUGAGGGUGUCUCGGGACACGUGGUCUUUGAUGCCAGCGGUUCCCGCAUGGCCUGGACGCUCAUUGAGCAGCUGCAAGGAGGUGUCUACAAGAAGAUCGGGUACUACGACAGCACCAAGGACAACCUGUCCUGGUACAACAAUGACAAGUGGAUUGGUGGUGCCCCCCCGGCCGAUUACACCAAGGUCAUCACCACCUUCCGCUUCCUGUCCCAGAAGCUCUUCAUCUCUGUCUCGGUGUUGGCCUCCUUGGCCAUCCUCCUGGCCAUCAUCUGCCUGGCCUUCAACAUCUACAACGGCCACGUCCGGUACAUCCAGAACUCACAGCCGUACCUGAACAACAUGACGGCUGUGGGCUGCACGCUGGCGCUCGCUGCAGUCUUCCCCUUGGGACUUGAUGGGUACCACAUCGGACCGGGCCUUUUCCCAUUCGUCUGUCAGGCACGGUUGUGGCUGCUGGGGCUGGGGUUCAGCUUGGCGUACGGCAGCAUGUUCACCAAGAUCUGGUGGGUCCACACCGUUUUCACCAAGAAGGAAGAGAAGAAGGAGAAGAGGAAGACCCUGGAGCCGUGGAAGCUGUAUGCCACCGUGGGGCUGCUCGUGGGGCUGGACGUGGUCACGUUGAUCAUCUGGCAAAUCGUGGACCCCUUGCACCGCACCAUCGAGGAGUUCACCAAGGAGGAACCCAAGACAGACACGGAUGUCUCCAUCCUGCCCCAGUUGGAGCAUUGCAGCUCCACCAAGAUGAACACGUGGCUCGGGAUAUUUUACGGCUUCAAGGGGUUGCUGCUGCUGUUGGGCAUCUUCUUGGCGUACGAGACCAAGAGCGUCUCCACCGAGAAGAUCAACGACCACCGCGCCGUGGGCAUGGCCAUCUACAACGUGGCGGUCCUUUGCCUCAUCACGGCGCCCGUCACCAUGAUCCUCAGCAGCCAACAGGAUGCGGCCUUCGCCUUCGCCUCAUUGGCCGUCGUCUUCUCCUCCUACAUCACCUUGGUCGUCCUCUUUGUCCCCAAGGUGAGGAAGGGGACAUUCGGGAAGGGGACG
This is a messenger RNA of Mesitornis unicolor (brown roatelo), 1638 nucleotides long. RefSeq names its product gamma-aminobutyric acid (GABA) B receptor, 1 (gene GABBR1). Gene Ontology annotation, cellular component: membrane; G protein-coupled receptor heterodimeric complex. Gene Ontology annotation, molecular function: G protein-coupled GABA receptor activity. The annotation marks the transcript as partial. The record is from RefSeq and is a predicted model, not a curated record. NCBI's taxonomy places the organism in Eukaryota, Metazoa, Chordata, Aves, Mesitornithiformes, Mesitornithidae. Gene Ontology annotation, biological process: G protein-coupled receptor signaling pathway; gamma-aminobutyric acid signaling pathway. The transcript has 13 exons.